GUCAUUUCCUCAUUUUCAAGCCUUGCUCCCUGUGGGGCCAGAAAUCUCUUUCAAGCUCCAGAUUGUGAAGGUUUCCUGGGUGAGCAGUGGGUCUCUCUGCUCCCGUCUCCAGGGGCUCGUGGAUGGGACCUUGCUCUGGAAGGAAACAUGGACCUCUGGCUUUGGUCACUUUGCUUCCUGCCAGUGGCUGGGGCUCUGAGGAUCCUCCCCGAAGUAAAGAUGGAGGGAAUGCUGGGUGGAUCCGUUACCAUUGAGUGUCCGCUUCCUCAAAUGCAUAUGAGGCUCUAUCUGUGCCGGGAAAUGGCCGAAUCUGGAGGAUGUGCCACCGUGGUGUCCAACAAGAACUUUGUCAGGGAAGAAUACAAGCACCGCGUCACCCUGAAGCCUUGUCCAGAUAAGAAUUUGUUCCUAGUAGAGGUGACAGAGCUGGCCAAGGGUGACAGUGGAGUCUAUGCCUGUGGGAGAGGCAUGAAGACAGACCGAGGCAAGACCCGGCUAGUCACGCUGACUGUCUACAAUGAGUAUGAGCCAUUCUGGGAAGAGGAGCCUGUGCCCGAGCCUCCACCUUGGCUUCAUCAAUUUCCACACACGCCGAUGCCCCCUUGGCUCCAGAUGCCUGUGCAUGACAGUUCUUUUGAAUUCAUACCUAAAGUUACCACACCAGCUGAAAGGACGGAGGUCCCUCCAGAAGUCCACUCCUCCCCCACCACCCCAAUCUCUCAUCACCUUCGAGUUUCCAGGGCAUCUUCAGUAGCAGCUGCCAAGCCCCCAACCUUCCUGCCAUCCACCACAGCCUCAAAGACCUCAGCUCCGGAGAGGCUGCUUAGGCCCCAGACAGCCAGCUACAACUACCACACCAGGCUUCAUAGGCAGAGAGCCUUUCACCAGGAUCCCGUGCCUGGGUUGGAAGACCAAGGAUUUCACAUCCUGGUGCCCACCACCCUGGCCCUCAUCCUGCUGGCACUGCUGGGACUGCUGAUGAAAAGGGUCAUUCAAAGGAGGAAAGCCCUCUCCAGGCGGGUCCGCCGAGCAGCCCUGAGGAUGCGCGCCCUGGAGGCAUCCCAGCGGCCUCCGCUGCAUCGGCCCCGCGCGUCGCAGCCGCCGCGCUCCCAGAACAUCUACAGCGCCUGCCCGCGGCGCGAUCCGGCGGCGGACGCGAAGGGUGACGGGGAGGUACCUCUCCCACGCCCGCCAGCGUCGGCGCCCCUUGCCGCUCCUCAGGUGUCUGAAGCUCUCUGGCUCCAUGCCCCAUCUCUGAAGACCAGCUGUGAAUAUGUGAGUCUCUACCACAAACCUGCUGCCAAAGUGGAGGACACUGAUUCAGAUGACUAUGUCAAUAUUCCCUGCCUGACUCACCUAUCCAGCUGUCCCCCUGGGCCCAGACCUUGGUCCCAAUGAGUCCUGUCUAGCUGCUGGUUUCCAAUACUUG
Zalophus californianus (California sea lion) is the source of this 1429-nucleotide messenger RNA. It is a transcript of the gene FCMR, whose product is annotated as Fc fragment of IgM receptor. The record is from RefSeq and is a predicted model, not a curated record. The coding region runs from base 148 to 1398 and encodes 416 amino acids. The transcript is spliced from 8 exons. Gene Ontology annotation, cellular component: plasma membrane. Lineage: Eukaryota; Metazoa; Chordata; Mammalia; Carnivora; Otariidae. Gene Ontology annotation, molecular function: transmembrane signaling receptor activity.